Messenger RNA from Magallana angulata, 12514 nucleotides. RefSeq lists its product as uncharacterized. NCBI's taxonomy places the organism in Eukaryota, Metazoa, Mollusca, Bivalvia, Ostreida, Ostreidae. The record is from RefSeq and is a predicted model, not a curated record. The transcript is spliced from 62 exons. Gene Ontology annotation, cellular component: membrane. Bases 65 to 10759 code for a protein of 3564 amino acids. Gene Ontology annotation, biological process: cell communication; multicellular organism development; Notch signaling pathway.
UCAAAGCGAGGCGUCAUACCCCCUCGUAUAUCAGUUAUUGGCCAUUUCACGUUCUGAUGUCGAAAUGAACGGAAUUUUAUUUUCCGUCGGAUUUGUCUCCUUGUUUUUAAUAGGGGUGGUGGAGAGCACAGGAAAGUUAACAAUUAAACUUUAUUCUUACGAUAACGUGCAAGGAACGACGUACGAUGGCGAAUGCUGCGACUCAGACGUUAAGAAGUGUUUGCUCGACAAGUGCGAUCUCAAGUUUGACAUCUGUGUUGGGAAACACAUAGAUGGAUCAUACGACUGUACUUACGGCACUAAACAGGUGAUAUCACCUACUGACAUGAACAGUAUUGAGUUCACCGAUGUCUUCAACUUCGCUAUCACGAACAGUUUAAAGGAGGACUUGUACAUACGAGUUAAUGUGACAGACCAGGACUCGGAGGAGGCAACUGAUCUGGUUGAUGCCUUUCACUUUAAGUAUAGCAGGACAGCUUUCUUUAAUUCAUCAUUGGCUGAAUACAUGGAUUAUUUUAUUAGAGGAGAAAGAAAAAAUAAUCCAACAAGGUUGAAUUUUAGUUUGGCGUCUUACUGUGACCAGAACUACUAUGGGGAGGACUGCAGUAUAAACUGUGUGCCUGAGGACUUUGGAUGUAAUGGACACUAUAGAUGUAGGGCCGACGGAGCCAAAAUAUGUCUACCUGGCUGGAAGGGGCCAAACUGUGACAUACAGAUCCCUGGGGGAGAGGGAGACUGUAGCUUCUAUAAAGAUUCCAACGAGUUAUUGCCAAGCUUAUGGAUGGGCAGCUAUGCCUGCCCUGAUGGGAUAUCACACAUUAUACAGGUGAAUGUUACCCAAAGAAAAGUGGGUAGUAUAGAGAUGACAGCUGUUUUGACAUUUGAGGGAAUUUCAACCAUAGCUACUGGAACAUUUGGUCAUAGAUCAUUAAAUAUACAAAGUAAAGAUAAUAAUACUUCUGUGAUUCUUUAUGGGACUCAACCAGCAAACAAUUUGACUACCAUGACUGGAGACCUAACAAAAGAUGGGAAAUCAUGCCCCCUCACUCUGAAUAUGCAGAAAUCUUAUUUCAACUAUUGUGGGUCCGGUACUUGUGUGAGAUAUGGUCAGCAGAAAGACGAAUACUACUGUUGCUGUGCUAAUAGCAAUAAAGCAAGUGUUACAUGUGAGACUACAACAACUGCAGGAGUGACAUCACCAACUACAACAAGCACAACAGCAACACCAAAAACAACAACAGAAAAACCAACAACACAGAAACCAACAACACAGAGACCAACAACACAGAAACCAACAACUGAAUCAACCACCCCUGAAACAACAACCACAUCAACAACAACAACUACACAGCCAACCUCACCAGAAACCACAAUCUCUACACCAAAACCCACCACGGAACAACCUACCACAGAGUCAACCACCAAAUCCACCACCACUAAAGCUACUACCAUGCCAGACACCACUGAAGCCACCACAGUCACCACAAAGCAAUCAACAACACCACCAUCAACCACCACCACCACCAAGGUGGCAUCUAGUCCCAGUACGGUGGUGACAACCAGUAAACCAGUGACUCCAUCAACUUCCCCAGUCCAGGUUUUAGAAGACAGUUUCUUCAUUAAUCUUCUGGACAAUGAGAUUGAUAGCCCAGUGAUUUCUGCUAUAGAGGAUGCAUAUGUGGAGGCAAAUAAAGAUAAGAAUUUACAAAGGAAGAAUAUUGAGUUUCCAGAUAGCAUACUUCGUUCAAAAUAUGUCUACGAAAAAAGGAAACACCGAGGUGAACUCCUCUCCCUAGUGAAGUAUAAUAUUUCUAUAUCCGGCGUAUCUGCCACCAUCAAAGUUCCCGCCAAGCAUGAUAUACAGAUACAGGUCAUGAAACAAUACACAGACAAUGUAAGGGUUUAUGAAGUAUCCAACAAUCUACUGUUCCCUGAGGAAUUCAGUUUCCAACUCAAUGUUUAUGGACCAGGGCCAGGGGAUAAUGAAAUGACCUUGUGGGAGAAAGUCAUUCUGGAUGUUUAUAAUGCUGAAAGUAACUGCAGUUCACAGGCCUGUCAACUGAAUUCAGUCUCAAUCAAAUGCACAGAUGAAUACAUGGAUUAUGAAGGAAGGGAAGUGACAAGGUUGUAUAUAUACAUAUUUACUGGGAUACUAGCUCACCCGCCAACUAAUGCUGGCCCAUAUAUUCGAGCUUUGCAAAACCAUUCAGCAAUCAAGGCCACGUUCUUUUCUGGCAGUCUCGAUUUGCACAACCUGCUGUGGUACCGGCAUCAUUAUGAUCUAUUUAUAGAAGGCUCAGUGGAUCAGAGAGACUUGCCUGAAUUUGUGAGGAGGUUACAGAAUGCAUGGUACAGCGCUGAACCAGGAUAUUACUGUACACUCUGUAAUGCAUCCAUUCAUAGGAUAGAGAAAUAUGUUGGAGAAAAUGGGGAGUCAUUGACAGCUAUAGUGUACUUCUUCAAAGUUCGGGAAAUCUUUUCAAUGCCAAUUAUGGAUGAAAAAUACAAUUAUAUACAGUAUAUAAAGCUGGAUAAAUUGACUGAUGUCAAUGGGAACCAGUACAGAUUAUAUAAUGGAACAAAGAAAUACCGCUAUGAGCAUGCUUACAAUCUCCUCAUAGACGGCCAGAUAGACCCAACAGAUCGAAGCCAGUUUACUGCAGCCUUGAAACAGGCAUGGCUGGAUUACAAUGCAUCCCUGACUAGCAUUACUCCUAGUUAUUUAAUGGAAGAGUAUGUCAGUUCAACAGGUGACUUGGUGACCAAUAUUGUGUGUUUUAUCUCGCUCGGUGACCUUGAUAUGGAUGCUCGCCUGAUUCCUGCUCCCACAAUGACAUGGUUACACCUAUGGAGGAUGAACCAAUCAAAUCUCGUCUUCACCAGGGCUGGAGGCCAGGCAUACCAAAUCUACACCAAGUUCUCACUCAGUCAACUCCAUCUCAGGACAGACCUGUUUUCAAUGUAUUUUGAAGGAUAUAUUAAGGUUGAAAAUUGGAUAGAAAUUCAGAAAUCUCUGCAGAAUGCAUGGAAUUCUACAAACUUUUCAGGAAAAAAUAUCAGUGUUCAAAUUUUGAGGAGCAGUACCUAUUCUGUGUAUUUCAAAAGAGAGACUGUCACCAUGUUAUGGUAUAGUCUCCGUGUGGAUGGUAAACUGGUUUCCCCAUUUACUGUUCUGUACAGCCAGAGAACACUGGUGUACAACAUAUCCAUGGUCUCUCUAGCAUCCAGAUUCCCUGUAUAUGUUUUAAAGGACAGGCUACUCGACAGGGGGAACCAGUUUACUCUUUACUUUACCACCAAGAUUAACUACCUAGACUUUGACCUUGGACUGAAGACUCAGCUUCUUGAUGUUAUCAAAAGGAAAUGGAGAGAUUCUGGUAACUACAAAAAUUUAGAUUUGUACAUUGAUUUCCAAGAAAAAGUGUAUGGAACAGACAGCAUGGUACUUUGGAAGUUAGUAUUCUACUUGACGUCCAACCAGCGAGAAAUCCACAGUCAAUUUGUCAGCUCUAUCACUCACCAGCUGUUCCAGUCAGAGGAAAUCAAGGGCAUAUCUGGUCAAUUGUAUCAUUUAUACAAAGGUCAAAUGUCAUCUACUUGGUUGUCCUACAACAGCCAUUUCUCCUUGACCUUUGGCUCUGAGGUGUCAAGGUUGGAUUGGUUAAAGGUCAAACAAACACUCUCCAGCCAGUGGUGCAGAAACAGGUUUGUAUGUGGGAACGGACAAGAUGUUUCUAUUACCAUUAAAGAACAGGAGCAGUACUGGAAUGACAUUUCAAGGCAAUGGAACUGGCAGCUGGUCUACUUUGUCCAUUACAAAAAUCACCUGAUAAGUUCUCAGUCUCAUUCCUCCAUCGAUACAAAUAAACUUAAUUUCUCUUGGACAAAUGUAUAUAACGGAACUUAUCACCUGGUGAAAGCAAGCAGUGGAUGGUGGAAAUUCUCUAGGUCAUUCCACCUGUGGACAGAGGAGCACUUGACGAUCAAUACUGAGGCCAUGGACAAGAUUCGUUUGGUCUUGCUGCAAGCCUGGUAUAAGAUGAAUGUCAGAUCUGAUUUAAAGACUUGUAAUUGCGUUUCCAUUCAUAUUCUACCACAGCAAAGAUAUUAUGCAGGAAAUGGAAAGUCACUUUGGAAGUUGACAUACUUUAUCUUAUACAAGGGUAAAGUAGUAAUGGAUGCCCAUCUAUGGCCAGCAUUAAACACUGCUCUAAUUGACUGGAGCACUGUGACCUCUCAAGAGGUCAAGGUCAAGACUGAUAUUGACCUCUAUUACUAUCUGUACAUGCUGAAGUUUUCUCUGAAUCAUAAGCUAUCUAUAUCUGAGUAUGGAAAGGUUGAGAAAGCCCUGACUCAGGAAUACACCAUCAAACAUCCAGAAUGUGGAUGCCAUGUUUCCAUUGCCCACCAAGAAGAGGUUAUUGAUAGUCAAGGAAAAUCUUCCUGGAUAGUGUAUUACCACCUUGUAAAGAAUGGAACCUACCAGAAUCCCUCUUCCUACACUCCAAUUAACUGGGGCCUCUUCAGCUCCAAGCACAACUUUACAUCAUGGGAUGGCCACAAAUUGGAUUUCUCAUGGUCUCGGUAUGGAAAUCAUAAGUUUGUGGGAUACAGCCAAUCAGGAGGCUUGUUUCUCCAGACUUGGGUUCCUCCAUCACUGUAUGGUAAUUUUGCAGCAUGGUUAGAAUGGUACUACCAAAGAUAUUUCAAAGACUCCACAGUUCAUGUAGAGAUGACAAAUACAACCCGAGAGUACAAGAAAACAGAUGGGUCAUCUGUCUGGCAUCUUCCAUUUAUUCUGAAAGUCAAUGGCAGCAUUGUUACACCACCCUCAAUCAAUUCAACGACCUUUGAGACGACCUUCAACACAACAUCGCAAUGGAAGCAGAAGUUUACAUUGGUGCAUACAGAUGAGGUUACGGACAAACACAAGGUCUUCUCAAUCCUCUUCAACCACAAAGUGUCAGAGCCAGCUAAGGAGGAGAUAAAAAAAGCCAUCAUUGCCACAUUUGUUCAGCAACACCCUGGUGUGAACUCCUCUUUGUUGAAUUUGACCUUUGGAAGUCAACAAGAAACUUUCUCUAGCAAGGACAACAAAACCACUGGAAAAUCUUCAUCAUGGGAGUUGAGUUACACCAUCAGUGUUGGUGGUUCGACUGUAGAUUCCAGAAGUACCACCAGUCUUAACACCUCCCUCUUGACCUCUAACCUCAAUGUCACAGGGCCAAACAAUGUCAAGUACAGGGUCAUCACAAACACAGAGGCCCACACAUACAUUGCUGCCAGUCGAGUCUCCUCAUUGUAUGUCAAAUCCUUUGUGUCUGUGGAGGACAUCAAAAAGAUGGAGGAAAAAAUUGCCAUUGCUUGGAAACAGCAGUAUAAUAUUUCUGAAGAAGUAAAGGUGACCUUCAUUAGGCAGAAACAGUAUAUGAACAACAAUGGAGAGGCAGUGUGGAAGUGGGACUACACAUUGAGUUUGAACAGUUCCCACUUGGUGAGGGCAGAGAUUCCCCCUGUGGACCACACCCACUUACAAGGGACUGUUGGGAGUCUGGUCUCUGUGACAGGAAGGAAGUACCAGCUGGUCCAGUCCAGUGUCAACUUCCUGGACUAUCGGAUGCACUUCCCUCUGUAUCUCACUUCAAAGAUGGCUAAAGAAAACAAAGACGACUUCAAGAAAUCACUAGAGGAAGCUUGGGCCAAAAAAGGUUUAGGAGCUGUGUCUGUUCAAAUAGUGACACAGGAAGAAAUUAUUGACAAGACAACUGGUGUUUCCUCUUGGAAACUUGUCUACUUUUUGAAACACAAAUCUUCAAACGCUGUCGUGGACUCUCGAGUCACUGAGAAUAUUAAUGCCACUUACCUGUUUCCUGUGGUUGGGCCGAGAGGUGUGUACAGGUAUCGCACUCACCUGGACGUCUCUCAACACUUGUCCAAAUCCAUGUCAAAAUAUAUCACAAUCAACACCAAACUUGACAUAAAGGGAAGAGCUACACUUGGACGUGCAGUUACUGAAGUCUUAAAAAGCAGCAUCACGGAAACUAGCCUGAAAAGCUCAAUAUCUGUAGAAAUAGCUGGACAGGAGGAAUAUUUUACCAAACAAAAUGGGAGAGCUUGGAAGAUUUUGUAUUUUGUGAGACUGGGUGGUGACUAUGUCCCAGCUACGUCCCUGGUCAGUAUCGACCAGAACCGCCUAGUGGCUCUUCUGUCCAACUUCACCACCUCUCACAACCAGCGGAUCCAGCUCAUCAAGGAGAUUGACCUGCAACACAGCUACAGAAAUGCUUUCUCAGUUUAUUUCACUUCCAAAGUGGCAGUUGCUCAUUUUCUCAGAAUUCAACAGUCGAUAGUCAAAACAUGGGAGAAAUCAACAGUGUACACACAGUGCAACUGCCUUGGUAUUGAUAACAUAACAGAGAACCACCAGGAGGAGGUGAUAAAUAGCCAUGGGGUAUCUUAUUGGAAGCUGAAUUAUUUCCUGAAGAGAAGCAAUGGUUCAGUGGUAGAAUCCAUGACACACAUACCACUGGAUCUGGAUGAAUUCUCUAAGGCUCUCACCAAUGUGACCAAUGUCAAGGGUAAACCAUACCAGGUCAAGGUCGUUACUGGGACUGUAGUAAGGUCAAGGAUGAUGUUCUCCUUCCACAUGACAACAGAGAUUGGAUAUAUGCAUAGGGAGAAAUUCCAGUCAUCUAUAAAAGCAGCUUGGAUACGGAUGCAGCCAGAUACUCUAAAGGCUGGGGAGAUUUCAGUUAGAAUUUACAGGAACACUAGAUUUGUGGAUAUAUUAAAAAGAAAUGCAGUUUGGCAGGUGGAUUAUGUGAUUGAGAAAUCCAGCAGUAAGGUGGAUCCUCUAGAACUCCCCCCACUUCCAAUCGCAGAACUUCAGAAGAACCUCACGUUCCACAACCCCCGAGGUGUCCUCUAUCAGGUGGUGGACACGCCCACUGGUCUGGUUGACUACAGGAUGCACUUUGGCUUGUUUGUGUCCGUGGAGAUCAAGUCGACAGAUUUUGUCCACUUCAGUUCUGCCCUAGAGCACUACUGGGCCUCCAAAGAUGGUUAUAGAAAUAGUUCAGCCGCAGUAUAUUUCCAGGAAAGAUUUGUUAACAGUUAUGGGAAAAUGUUGUGGAAAUUGGUAAUAUUCAUGAAGAAGGGCGUUGCUUACCUGGACUCAAGGACAUCAGAGAGUGUGAACACCACCCAUCUACAGGGCAGCAUCACGGCUGUAGACUCCCGGGGUCACAAGUACCAGUUAGUGAACGACCGAUCGAACACUCUCAGGAGAUACGACGCUGGUUUCUCUUUCCUCCUCUCUCGUACUGUUCUGAGAUCAGACCUCAUUCAUGUUUCAAAUGCUAUCAAAGAAACCUGGACUCUGACAGAAGUAGGACUAAAGAAUAUCACAGUCGAAGUCAUCAGUCAGGAAAAUUACUAUACCUCAAAAAUGGGACUUACAAGCAAGAUUCUUUACUUCCUGUCCGUGGAUGGCAGCUGGGUGGACAGUGGAAUGCUGGGUAAUGUGAACGCGACGAUCCUCCAACAGAAAUUAACAUCCCUGUCCACUAGCCACAAGUACGAGCUGGUAGUAGUGACGAAGGAGGACUUGUACAGAUAUGAGUGGCUGUUUACUCUGGAUCUGUUGGUACCUCUCCUCUCUGUGGACUACCGUAAGAUGGAAUCUCAGUUAGCAGCAGCAUGGAUGGCAGAUAAUUCAACAAAUUUUAGGAAUUUGACCAUCAAAAUUUUGCACCAAGAGAGUUUGAUAUCUGGACAAGGAGUUCCAGUGUAUCGUAUUCUAUAUUUUAUGAAUGGAGACUCCAAAGUGCAGAGAGCCACACAGCGUAGAGCUUUAAGCUCGUCUAUGCUGACUCGGAAUGUAACGCUACAGAAACCAGGGGCCAGCUAUAAGUACAUAGAUAAACUGUACGGAGGUGGAAGUGAUCUGUUCCGCUACACAGAUCUGUUCAGUCUUCACUUCAGGGACAGGGUGGCCAACUACUCUCUACUGGAGAGUCAGAUUAAGGAGGCUUGGAAUUCAUCUGUUAAUGUUGAAGGUGAAAAGAUAGCUAAAGUGUCCAUUGUUGGUCAGGAGAAGAUUCUCUUAAAAAAUGGAGACUCGGCAUUCCAACUGUUGUAUCAUGUGGAGAGCAGAAACCAGGACUACACCAUUAACAGACCUCUGAUCUUGGGUCCUUCCCAUGAUGCACUGGUCAAACAUGUAAAAGUGGAGGGUCCCACUGGGGUGGCCAAAAGAGUGCUGAACGUGACCGAGGGGUUCCGAAUGUCCCAGGUGUUCAGUGUGGUGGUCAACAGACAGGUGUUUAUGUCUGACCAGUCCAAGUUUGAAAGCAGCCUCCUACAUUCCCUGAAGAGUCAGUGGUCAGAUGUCUCUUCCGAACUGUCUUUUACUGUCAGAUCCAAGGAGAGAGUUGUUGACAAGAGUUCAAGAAAAAUACUUUGGCGAUACAGUUAUGUGGUUACCUCUAAUGGACAUGCCCUGGAUGUUUCCCGUCAUUAUGGGGUCAGCAGUACGACCUUGACCUCUAACCUAAAUUUCACUUCUCCAAGUAAAGGAAACUAUGCUGCAGUCAAUACAGAAGUGGGAUCCUACAAGGAAAUGUUCUCAUUACAAGUAGAAAACAUUCAGAGUACCUUAAAAACUCAAAAGAUUUUAGAGGAACUGAGAAAGAUAUGGACAGGAAAUGUACACGUUGCUGGCAACUUAUUAAGAGAAGAGUAUCUUUCCAUAGAAGGGGCACCUGUAACAAAGUUGAGUUACUUUGUGGAAAAAUCUAGCGGUUUACCAGUGUAUCCCUCCGUUACCAAGCCCCCAGUGUACGAUUCAUUGGCCACCAGUGUAGGGGUGAGGCUAUUUACAGGAAAGUCCUCCCUGCGGUACUCUGACUGCUUCAGACUUUAUGUCGGUCUCCCUCAGUGGACAGUGGACAGGUCCAGCGUAAAGAAGGCCCUCACUCAGGUCUGGACGACACACUCUCCAGCAACCAAGAACAUAACUAUAAACCUUAUAAAUGGAAUGGAUGCAUUUGUUGGGAGUUAUGGCCUUAGAUUGUCAGCCCUCCUAUACACAAUUUCCUACCAGUCUGCUGGACAGACCAGAGUUAUGACCCCUGAUAUAACGAUCCAUCCAGAGAGUGAAAAGGUCCAGACAGCUCUGUCUUCCCAGAAGUCCAAGCUGACAAUAUAUAGGUCCACCCCACUCAGAACCCGGUCCCUAUUUCAAGUUUCUCUGAUCCACAAAAGGAAUGUGACAAUGUCUGUUUCACAUGUUCAGAGAUUGAGCGUUAUGAUCAAGGGUGCAUGGAACAGUAUGGUACAAAAUAAAGUGGAAACUGUAAUUGUUUACACACAAGCAUACAGAACUUUGAAUGGAAGGUCACAGAUCACAAGGUUAUACUAUCAUGUCCAACAGAACAACCAAACUGUUGAACCAUGGGAAGACAAGGUACAACCUGCCAAGUUCCAUGAAAAUCUGGCCAAACUGCUGCAAAAUGACUCUUCUCUUGGGGACGAUUUUAUGAUGAGCAGCCAGGCAGAGACGAAGGUGUAUACUCUGUUUGUUCAAGGUCAUCAGAAGGACUUCUCAGAUAUACGUACAGCCAUUCAGAGAAGCUGGCAGAGUAGUAUCACAGGGUCAGUGGUAGUUACUACACAUGGUGCCCAUAAAUAUGUAAGUGAUGAAUGGAGGGAUGUGACCAAGCUUAGCUACACUGUCACAGUCAAUGGAUCCAGUCCAGAGAUCCUGAAAGUCUCACCUCCAUAUUUUGAAAUGAUGGAAGCUGAACUAAAGAAAGUGAACAAAGCACAGUGCCCCUGCUAUGCAAAGAAAGCACAAAAGGAGUACUUGUUGGGAACCAAGACCUCCAUAAAAGUCAAUAAAGUCCAGGAAGCCCUCAUGUCUGCCUGGACCAGCAAAAAUCCAGGUAUACAAGGUCAGAAGUUGACAGUGAGAAUCAAAGAUGUCACAAGUCGACAGAAGAGAGAGAAAGACAGUGCAACAAUAAAGACCAAGCUAGUGGGCAAAGACAAUAAAGAGAUUACACCUGUCCACUAUAUGGUAGCAAUGGAUGGUCAUGACCCUGACCCUACAUUUGUGGACACACCCACCAGUAAUGACCUUGCACAACCUUUGAACCAGGCAGGUGCUCCUCCUUGUGGCUGUAGCCCAAAAUUGGAAGGAAGCUUCCAGUUGAAAGGAGCAACUAAUCCUAGUGACAAGGGGAAGAUCACAGAUGCCAUUGCUGAUGCUUUUGCAAAGGAAAACAAAGAUGUAAACAAGAAAGAUAUCAAAGCUGAUGCAAAACUAAACAACACCAAGAGUAAUGGAGAGGAUGUGACGGUAGUGGAUUACACGGUCCAACGAAGUGAUGAUGAGGCAGUGGAGAACUUGAGGUCACCUAAGCGUGUCGACCUGGAAAGAAGUCUGAGUACAGUUGGGAAAACCCUGUACUCUAAAGCACCGGCCCCUCCCCCAGAAGAGGAGGACGACAAGAUUAAGCUUGCUGUCUAUAUAGCAGUGGGUGUGGUGGCCUUCAUCAUUCUAGUCAUGAUUAUCUGCUAUGUUGCGUACAUCAGAAGCAGGCGAAGGAAGAAGGGCAACUUACUGAAGAGAGAGCAGACAGUGAAGGAGAACAAUUUCUUUGACACGGAACAUUUCAGUGAGCCUGCCGCCUCUCACAUGUAUGAGAAUCCACAAUACGAGCCAAGCCCCGUCAAGCAAGAUCUCAGAAAUGUGUGACGCGACCAUUCCUAGAUUAAUUUCUGUGAAGAUAUAAAGUUGUUAACAAGUAGAUCGGGGAAUAUCAUAGUGGUUCUAGGUUCUUUUUGUUCAUGAUUUGCCUCACUUCCGUGAAAUUUAAACUUCAGUGAUUCAGAGUUAUGAAUAUUAAUCUUGCCAUGUGAAUUGUAGCAUGUAUUAUCUGUUAGUGUCAAAUUAGAACCAUAGUGACCUCUACUUUCACAAGAAAUCAUGAAAAGUUGACACUGGAUACAGUAAAAUCAUUUUACAGUACCGUAUUUUAUCUGUCUCAAUGGCUUAUCUAUGCAAUCAAAUAGCAGAUCUCGAACCUUUCUCUGAAAUGCUGAGAAACCAACAGUUACAAUGUUUUACAUCAUGUUUUAAAUUCAGAUGAGUUUAAAGUCAACAUUCAACGAAUGAGUCCUCCUAAUUCUUUGAUAUUUCUUUAAACUAUAUUUUCAUUCCUACUAGAGACUUUAUUUUUACGACUGUAUGCAUGAUGUGGUGACAGUAGUGCUUCCGUCCGUGUUCUUGCCUGUCUCAAUGUCUGACCAACUAUUUCUCUUGCCAGCUGUUUAUUCUUAGAUGAACUAGGUGUUUUAAUUUAGAUUUUUUAAAUGUUUUAGAACAUGCAAUAUUGUUUGCAACAUACAAUUAAGGUUAAUAUAUACCUGGGUUUUUGUUUUUUGUAUGGCUAGCACUUGGUUAUUUCAAAUUACCAUUAUAUAACUGCAUGCGUUUUUGUUUUGUACAUAUGAGAACUGAUCCAUUUAUCAAUUAUUGUAAAAUCUUUUUUUAUGUUCCCAGUGAAAAAUAUUUGAUAAAGUGGUUGUAAGGAGAUCUAGAAAAUAAAUUAAAUUACAGAUGAUAUAUAAAUAUGGAAUAUAUAUAGUUCAUGACUUAAAGUGCUGCUUUUCUUUUUUGUGUUUUCUGUGUCACUGCUUUAUUUAUUGAUGUGUAUAAUGGGUAAAUGUAGUACAUGUAUGUGUAAAGCUUUAACCAGGGAAUAAGAGGAAAGCAUGUUAUCUUUGUGAACUUGCCAAUAUGAAGAACAAACAAGUUGUCUCAUCUUUAACACAGGAUUGAGUGAUAUUAUGAAAGGAAAUGUAUGUGUGUAUUAUCCUGUAAUGUAACUAUAGAUUUAUGGCAUUUUAUAGUCUACAGGGAAAAUAUUAUUCAUAUUGCCUGUAUAGGGAAAUAUUUACACAUGUACAUGUAGUUUUUUUUUAAAUUGUUGGUUUCACAAAUUGCUGCUAUUUUAUGCAAAAUUGUUUUCAAACAUUGAAUUAUUCAUCCAACAUUAGUUUAUAUUGGAUGCAAUUCACAAUGUCUUUAAAACUUGAAUUAAGAAAGAAUCACUUUUAUGGCAUUAUUAUAUACAUGUACAUGUACAUCUAUUAAAAGUUUAAUUUACCUCAUGUAGUUAUUUGCAUAAACUUUAUCGGCAAAGAAUCCUAUUAUAGGUUAGGAUAUAUUAAUUAAUACUUGGUACUCUCUAUGGUUUGAUAUCUAUAUCAUAUUUUGUUAUUUUGUUGUGAUUAGUGCAUUUUUAGAAUAGUCUUUCAAAACUGUCAGAUAUGAUCAUUACAUUGCUUUGGAGUCUAAUGAAGAGUUGUCUCCCUUCAAAACACAAUCUUACUCGUAAAAUCCUUGAUGAUCUUAAGCAUGUUUAAAAAUACAGAGAAAAUUACAUAUUUUGUUGAAAGUCAUACAUUGUAAGUGUCUUUACAAAAAUAAACUUAUUAUUUUUAUUUA